This is a messenger RNA of Cloeon dipterum, 2288 nucleotides long. Its product is annotated as serine/threonine-protein kinase Sgk1-like. The transcript is spliced from 9 exons. The record is from RefSeq and is a predicted model, not a curated record. Gene Ontology annotation, molecular function: ATP binding; protein serine/threonine kinase activity; phosphatidylinositol binding. Gene Ontology annotation, cellular component: nucleus; cytoplasm. The coding region runs from base 138 to 1745 and encodes 535 amino acids. Gene Ontology annotation, biological process: protein phosphorylation. Lineage: Eukaryota; Metazoa; Arthropoda; Insecta; Ephemeroptera; Baetidae.
AAUGAUCAAUAUAACAAACCACACCGUCUGUAUAAUAGACCCAGUCCGCACUCUUAUCUUCCAGUCACCUUUUUGGCGUGUGCCGUGGUGGGCACUGCUACGCACUCGCCAAAAAUUCUGACCAAAUUCACAAUAUUAUGCUCAAGAACCACUUGCAGUUCAUAAGACGCAAACGGGAAGAGUUUUUGUCUGAGCCACCGCCCGUGGCAAUGAGUGCCGCUCAUGAAUCGCCGAACUGCACCUCCGCCUCCAUCAAAGACACGGAGACGUGGGAGAAGAAUAAGAAGUUUACCGUGUACAAGGUUGCGGUGAGCAGAGGCAAUGCCAGUUGGUUCAUUUUCCGCAGAUACAAUGAAUUCUCCAAACUAUGCGAAGUAGCGAAAAAGCAGGCACCUCACCUGCAACUCAAAAUGCCAGGCAAAAAACUCUUUGGAAGCAACAUGGAUCCCAAAUUAGUCGAAGCUCGAAGAGAAGCGCUGGAUGAUUUCAUUCAAAAGGUUACAAGCGAUGAACGUCUAAUGCACACUCGGGAAGUGAUCGAAUUUUUCCAGCUUGACCAGAAGCACGUGGAGAAUUGCGUGAAAACAGAAGACACCCAAAGCACCGACGAUUGCGACUCAGGCAAGGGUUCAUACAAGGGCAGCAAUAGCAGCGGCGCCAGCACCGAGUUAGAAAACAAACCGCCGUCCCCGGUGAAUCUGGGCCACACAGAGCGGCGCCACGUAAAACCGAGUCACUUUGAGUUUCUGAAAGUGAUUGGAAAAGGAAGCUUCGGCAAAGUGCUUCUGGCCAGGCACAGGGAGGAGGAAAAAUUCUACGCGAUUAAAGUCUUGCAAAAAACGUUGAUUGUGAAGAGAAACGAAACUAAACACAUCAUGUCAGAGCGAAACGUGCUGUUGCAAAACAUCAAGCAUCCAUUUUUGGUUGGCCUGCACUACAGUUUCCAGACCACAGACAAACUCUACUUUGUGCUCGAUUACAUCAACGGCGGGGAGCUGUUCUUCCACCUUCAGAAAGAGAGAUCGUUCUCAGAGUCACGUGCGCGGUUCUACUCGGCAGAGAUUUCCUCUGCGCUGGGAUACUUGCACAGCAGACAAAUCAUUUACAGGGAUCUGAAGCCUGAGAACCUCCUGCUGGAUCAACAGGGGCACGUGAUUUUGACUGAUUUUGGCUUGUGUAAAGAGGGUCUCAGAGAUUCUGACACAACCGACACUUUUUGCGGAACGCCUGAGUACUUGGCGCCUGAAGUGAUAAGAAAACAGGCUUACGAUAGGUCGGUUGACUGGUGGUGUCUUGGUGCUGUUCUUUACGAGAUGCUCUACGGCCUGCCACCGUUCUACAAUAAAAACACAUCAACAAUGUACCAAAACAUUUUGUACAAACCCUUAAAACUUCGCCCAACCGUUUCUGAAAAUGCGCGGAACAUUCUUGAAAAGCUGCUUCAAAAAGAAUCUCAGAAUAGACUUGGAUCCGGCAAGAACGACGUCCUAGACAUCCAGAAACACCCAUUUUACAAGAACAUUAACUGGGACGAUUUGAUCAAUAAGAAAAUUCCGCCCCCGUUCAACCCCAACGUGAAUGGAUCAAUGGAUCUGAAAAACAUUGAUCCAGAAUUCACCAAAGAGCCCGUGCCAGCUUCGGUUGGUCGUUCACAGAAUGGAACUGUUUUGUCAGCGAGCGUCUUGGAAGCAGAUGCUGCCUUUGAGGGUUUCUCUUACGCGCCACCCUUAGAAGACUUUUUUUGAGGGAACUAGCAGGAAAAGGCACCGCUCUCUUAUUCUAAUAGUUAAUUCGAUUGCCAAUUGACAGAUUUGCUAUUGAUCAGAAUUUGCCAAUAGCAUAUAAGCAGAUGGAGAUAGAGGACAGCUCUUUCACUCUUUGAUAAUAUGCGACAUACUGCGUUUUAAAAAGAACUAAGAAAGUUGCGUCUGUGGCAUUAUUCACACACAACAUGAUGUAUUAUAUCAUUUGUAAAAUUUGCUCAGAGGUAUAUAAUGUCUGUCAUGACACUCUUCAGCCUAAUCUGCCCGAACAGACCGCGCCUAGGGGACAAGGGCGCGUUGGAAGAACGCGUUUUGAAAUGAAGAGUGUCAUGACACUGUCAAUUAAGUUCCUAUUGACUAUUAAAAGUUAGAGGAUAAGCUUGAAUUGCAUUCCAAAGUCUGCGCUAGUUUUAAGUUUUAAUUAUAUAAAAUAUUCCAUUAACACUCGUGUCACCCAAUUAUUUAUGCCAUGCCAUAUUGUGUCUUAAAUUGUCAUAAAAAUAAAUUUUCUUAAUAUUUCCAACA